Molecule: messenger RNA, 1839 nt
Organism: Symbiodinium sp. CCMP2456
Lineage: Eukaryota; Dinophyceae; Suessiales; Symbiodiniaceae
Source: the annotation of a GenBank genome assembly
AUGGUGCGCCGGCGGUUGGGUGAUGCUGGUCCGGGCGGACGAGGUGCGGGACGUUCCGGUGGGGGCUAUGACGAGGCCCAGGCCCAACCUGGAGCGGUCCCGCGAGGAGAGCGAAAGCCGACCAAUCCUCUCACUGCCGGACAAGUGCACGUGGCGUUCAAAUGUCACAAUGGCAAACACAUCAAAGUCGAAUCAAACGAAGAGCUGCGUGCUUCGAGCUCGGUCAUCAAAGAGCCAGAGAAAUUCGAGGUGGAGCGCUAUGACAGUGAGUCAAUCUACUUGAAGUCCCAUACUGGAAAGUAUUUGACGGUGGACAAAAACGGCGACGUGCACGCAUCAGGAGCAUCUGGCUCCGAUGGAUCUGUCUUCCAAGUUUUGCUCCAGAAGGAGAAUGGGCUCGUGGCCUUGCGCAGCCACUGUGGGUUCGUUGCGGCCGAAGCAAAUGGCCGGAUCCGUGCAAACCGAUCCCUGAUAGGAAGCUGGGAGCUGUUCCAGGUCAAGGACCGCUCUAGAAGGAACCGCUCAGAGCAUCCAGGUCACGAGCUUCCGGAGCCGGAUGAACAAGAUGAUGCUCCUGCCUUUUUCGAUGCUUUCUGCCAAGUUGAAGGCAUUCUGACUGCGGAAGAGCGUUACGCGAAGACCCACCAUGAUCGCACGGCAGUGCUCUUCGACAAGAGGGCGCGGUCCCGUCGGCGAGAUCGCGUGGAGUGGAGCUUCAAGCACUUCUACGUGGAAAAGGAGUAUCCUCCCUGCUUUCGCGGCUGUCUUUCGGCAUGGGACAUCACCCGCGUAGAGAUCGACACAGAUGGUGAAACUGAUACCAAGGCCGAGGAUAGCGAGGACGCUGUGCGAACCAGGACACGCUCGGGGUCGGAUGGCUCGGAGGUUGUAAGCUUCGACGGCCUCGAGGCGGGCAGAUGUCACUGGAAGAAGAUUCUCCACGAGGAUCUCACAGAUGCUGUGCGCAUCAUCGCAGCAUUCGGCGUGCCAGCCGUUUCGGCUGCGGACGCAGACGAGGCAGCCUGGCAGCGUCUGCUGGCAGCGUGCUCUUCGGGGCUUUGCAAGGCUAUCGGACCGAUCGGAGUCGACUGCAGCCCUUUGCCACCAACCCUCGACGCAGUGUUUGCCGAGCGUUUUGCAGGUCUCAGUGCUGGUUCGAUUCGGCUCAAGUUUGGCGCCCUGCCUGGCGAGGCCUACGAUGUCGACAAGGAUCCUGUUUUCCUGGCCUGGAAGCGAGCGGCAGGUCCUAGUGCCCGCGGAGAGGACUGGGUACUUCAGCAUGCUGACUCGCGUUUGGCAGAGUUUGAGGCUGCCAGGUCAGACUACGAGCGCCGUCGAUUGAGCGAACAGGUUUCCACGGCAAAGAAGCAACUUGAGAUGGCAAGGGAGUAUGGCCUGCCGCUAAUCUUGCAGCUGCCUGCACAAGAUGAUGCAGAAAGGUGCAUGGCUGAGCUUUUGGUGACGGUCUUCGGCGAGGCCUCGCAGCAUCCGAUUCUGCUCUCCGGUUUCAACGGACGGCCGAAGUGUGCGGCCGCUUUCCUACGCUCCUUUCCAGGAAUGAUGGUGGGCUUCAACGGCCUUCUGACACACAGCAAGCACAAGCAAUCUUUGGGAGAGGUGGCGUUUGAUGUCCCGCUCGAUCGCUUCGUUUUGGAAAGCUUGGGACCGCAAUAUCCACCGGCAGACUCCGCGGGCGGGAGCUCGCGUGGCAGCUACUCACACCCAGCCCAUGUGCUCGUGGUAGCCGAGGAGCUUGCUCGAGUCAAGCAACGGCUGCCCCGCGACAUCCUCCGAGCGGCUUUCUCAAACACCUCCAAACUCUUCAAUUUGUCCAUUUGA